AAUGUUCUAGUUGCUGCGGCUGCAUGGCGCUGGCCACUAAUGGUGAGCCUCGUCUGUUUUCAUUAAUUAGUCUACACCGGCUUGAAUUCCAGCGACAGCCGAAGAACAGCUCCAGGUCGUUAGCCGCUUGGAGGCUUGAGGUUUUCGGGGCCAUGUCGAGAGACUCAGCACAAAAAGCAAAGAAUGCCGGUUGGAGCAAGUGCCGAAGACUGAGCACGUUGUGCGUUGGAGAUGUCCCUGUGGAAGUUCCCGAUAGUGGCUCCCCCCCUUUGGUGCCGGAAACGUUGUUAGGCGAGACAUGGGAUGCAUAUCCAAGAUCUGCGCCUGGUCCCAGCCAUUUGCCCUAGCGGCCUUCACACCUGCGACCGCACGUUUACGCCGCUUGCUGAUGCCCAUAUCGUCCCUAUCAUGCCUACAGGGGGCAACAGAGAUGAUGGCGUAGAAGAUCUGGAUCUCGCCUAUCCGGAGCGCCGGGUUGAACUCGCCACCCGUACUGAGCACGUUCUAGCGGCCGACUACACAUUGCUUAUUCCUCCCGCGCUCCGAAGUCGUGAACAGAACUUGGGAGCAGACCCUUGGUAUUAUUAUGGGCCAGUGCACACGCUACACACGCUAACAUUGGACAUGCCGGAGGAGGUAUUGUUUUGCUCCUGGGAUAUGAUCUCGUUCACAAACACUUCAGACACACUACGGAAAACUACGCGCAAGUGGCAAGUACAUGCCAGUCCCCACAAAGAGAAACGUCGGUGUAUGAACUCUCAACGACGGUGUACGACGGUAUUGUGGUUGAUGCCCAACUCCCGAAACUCUCCUCAAGUUGGGAUGGAAAACUCUAGAUGGUAG
This is a messenger RNA of Pseudomassariella vexata, 843 nucleotides long. RefSeq lists its product as uncharacterized. The record is from RefSeq and is a predicted model, not a curated record. Bases 304 to 843 code for a protein of 179 amino acids. NCBI's taxonomy places the organism in Eukaryota, Fungi, Ascomycota, Sordariomycetes, Amphisphaeriales, Pseudomassariaceae. The transcript is spliced from 2 exons.